AAACGAAGCCGAAGAAAACGUUAGCGUCAUUUCCUGGUUGCUGUGCGACAAGCAACUGUAAAACUCGAAGCUCUGAACGCGGUCCUCUGUCAUAUAAAUCUGCGAGUGGUCUCUGCGUGAGGCGAGCGGCUUUUCCCGGUGAGUGAGAGAUUGAGCGUGAGGUCCGGAGCGCGCACAAUGAAUAAAAAGGGCUCUGAGAAAACACGCCAUGUGGUAGCCUGGCUUAACAAAGCGGAGUGGGAUCAGGUUCGGGACUACCUUUACUCGAUGGACUCCUCUCUGCAGAGGUUUGCGUUAGAGAGGAUAUCGGCUUGGAGGGCCAGGUGCGCUAAUAGUUUUCCCGUGGCCGUGGACUGCACAGCAGACCUCGUGCGCUGCCAGGUGCGGGACCGGUCCGGACAGCUUACCGGAGAUGACUUGACCCUGAUGUACGGGACGGCCCUGGUAAGAUUUGUUAAUCUUAUCACGGAUCGCCAGCAGGGGAGAAAGGCCCAGCCGCUGAGGCAACUGGCUGGAAACUUGAACAUCCCCGAGUGGGUGGUGGAUCUGAGGCACGAAAUCAUGCGUGGGACUCUUCCUUCUUUGAAAUGGUGCCGAAAGGGAUGUAAGGUGGCCCUGGAGUGGCUCCAGCAGGAGUUUUGGUCCAGACAGCUGGGAGGAGGCCCCGAUGAGCAGCUCGUUGCCAGGCAGAAAGAAGUGGAUGCCUGCAGAAACGCUCGGGAGCUGCUGAUCUCUUUUCAGAAGGACCAGUACCAAGCUUUUGAUGAUGGGUCUCCUGAAGACAAGGGGAAGAGCUUGUGGCAGGCCCCCUUAGCAGACAUGAGUUCGUUGCUGGGUGAGAUCAAGCAGUUUGCACUGGGGUCCAGGGAGCUGUUGAUUGAUGUGCUGCUGGAAGACGGUUUUCUUGUUCCUACCAUGGAGCAGCUGGAAGCAUUAGGCUGUGCAACAUCUGACAGUGCCAGUCCCACUGAGCCCAGAGUCCCACAAACCUUCCUGCGCUUUUGGCUGCCCCUGCUAAAGAUGCUUAACUCUUCGUCUUUCAUUCACCUCUUCCUGGAGAAGCUCUUUGUGGAACUGAAGCUGCUCAGCAAAGAGCCCAACGGUCACAGGUGUUUCUAUAUUUCUGCAUGGAUUUCAGAAGUCUUCCUCUGCAACAACAACAAAUUUGAAUAUCAUUUUGAGACAAGGUUGCAGAAGAAAGCCAGAAUGAAGGACAGGAUUUUCAUCGACCGCAUCAAGCUGAGGUGGCAGCAGCUUCUCUCUGCAUGUCUGGAUGCCCCCUGCAUCAGCACACCUCACCUGAUCCAGUUAGUCCUGGAUGACAUGGAGCAUCCCCCCCCUCAGGAAACCAGAGAGAAGCUGUUCCAGCUCUGCUCCAUCUACACACAGACAGAGCGCUCAGAGGCCAGCACACCUCUGCAGCAGCAGCAGCCCAUAUAUACUGUGAGUAUGCUGCUGGACCAGAUGCAACACUCCUCACCGAUGGACUCGGAGAGAAGUGAGGACCGCAAAUGGGCAGACGUGCAGGCUGAAAGAGCACUUGCCCUCAGACACGUAGCAGCAUCCCCGGGGCCUCGGCUCCAGCCCGGCCAGCUGAGGGCCUCCUCUGGAGCAACAGCGAGCUCAACAAACUGAAAUGUGGACUGAAGCUUUUUUAAGUUACUUGUGUUAUUUUUGUUACUUGUGUUAUUUUUUGUUUUAUGUUAAAUGGUAAAUGUUUUAUGUUAAGCACAAGAUUGUUGUUGUUGUUGUCAUUCCAGCCUCCGCUGACUCUUGUUGUGCUAGAAGCAGUUUUGAAGCAAAAAUACAAUAUUCAGAAGACAAAAUGUUGUGGAAUUUUAACCAUGAGCACAGUGCAGGUUCAGCAGUUGUGAUUGUUUCUGUCCAGUCGAGCUCGUUAACUAAACAUGUUGGCAGAAGCAGAAAUAAAACUUUCAGAAGACAAAA
Messenger RNA from Maylandia zebra (zebra mbuna), 1947 nucleotides. RefSeq names its product ribosomal biogenesis protein LAS1L-like. NCBI's taxonomy places the organism in Eukaryota, Metazoa, Chordata, Actinopteri, Cichliformes, Cichlidae. The record is from RefSeq and is a predicted model, not a curated record. Gene Ontology annotation, cellular component: preribosome, large subunit precursor; Las1 complex. Gene Ontology annotation, molecular function: endonuclease activity. Gene Ontology annotation, biological process: maturation of LSU-rRNA; maturation of 5.8S rRNA.